AUGUUUUUUUUUNUUUUUUUUUCAGUUGCUGCAAUCUCCAAUGCGGAAGAAUACUCAAUAGAGAAGAGAGGUGGUGGACGAGCCUUUGUGCCUAUCGAAGAGCGAGGUGGAGCCAGAGCCUUUUUCGGUGAUGAAAAACGGGGCGGAGCCAGAGCAUUCGUGGUGGACACGAGGGGUGGAGCACGGGCGUUCAGGGAUCUGAAACGAGGCGGAGGACGAGCCUUCAUACCGGUCGAGGAACGAGGAGGUGCUCGAGCCUUCUUUAAAGACGAUAAAAGAGGUGGGGCCAGAGCGUUCGUACCUGUGAAAGAAGAGGAUGAAGGUCAAUCAUUCACCGACUUAGAAAAGAAAGGUGGAGCAAGAGCUUUCUUUAUACCAAAACGAGGCGGGGCACGAGCAUUUGUGCCAAUUGAAGAACGAGGAGGUGCUCGAGCCUUCUUCCAAGAGCCCAAGAGAGGUGGAGCAAGAGCAUUCCCAAAACGUGGUGGGGGCCGAGCUUUCGUUCCUCAAAAAAGAGGAGGAGCAAGAAUUUUCCAAAGUACGAAGCGGGAUUAUAUGGACGAGUAUCCUGAAUGGCUAAUGUACGAUGAGCCGUCACCAUUCGAAGAGAGUCGAACCGAUGGCACAUUCUAA
Haemonchus placei is the source of this 633-nucleotide messenger RNA. The record is from the annotation of a GenBank genome assembly. Lineage: Eukaryota; Metazoa; Nematoda; Chromadorea; Rhabditida; Trichostrongylidae.